This is a messenger RNA of Eutrema salsugineum, 789 nucleotides long. RefSeq names its product GDSL esterase/lipase At2g03980. Lineage: Eukaryota; Viridiplantae; Streptophyta; Magnoliopsida; Brassicales; Brassicaceae. Gene Ontology annotation, molecular function: hydrolase activity, acting on ester bonds. The record is from RefSeq and is a predicted model, not a curated record.
AUGGGUUUGCCUGCUUCUCUAAAGUCAUACCAUAUUUUGCUCCUCGUCUGUUUGCUUAAUGUUUUCACCACUAACUCAACGGGACCAUUUGAAGAAGAGGCCGUGCUUUUUGGCGGGAACUUUUCGGCUUUGUAUGUUAUUGGAGAUUCAUUGGUUGAUCCAGGAAACAAUAAUUAUCUUUUGACGCUAGUCAGAGCGAAUUUUCCACCUUAUGGUUCUAACUUUGAAGGAGGCAAAGCUACGGGCCGUUUUAGCGAUGGCAAAACAAUCGCUGAUUAUAUUGCUAUUUAUUAUGGGCUUCCUCUGGCUCCUGCUUACAUGGGGUUAUCUAGAAGAGAAAAGAACAAACUCUCAACUGGUAUUAACUAUGCUUCUGCUGGCUGUGGGGUUUUUAAUGACACAGGAAAGAAAUUGGGAAGAUGUCUCUCGAUGAGUGUCCAAAUCGAUCUAUUCAAUGAAACCAUCGAGAAGAAUCUGAAGAAACAGUUCAAGACGGAGUCUGAGCUUAGUAGCCACUUGGCUAAAUCGUUGUUUAUGACCGCGAUUGGGGUCAACGAUUACGCUUUCUUAUAUAACAAGACGACAAAUGAUACGAAUGGGUUCGCAAACAGGCUUCUUCAUGAGUUCUUGAUACAAUUCCAGCGAUUGUAUAAGUUAGGAGCACGGAAGUUCUUCGUAAACAACAUUAAACCUUUAGGUUGUUACCCAAAUAUCAUUGCUAAAACAGUACCACGUGGAAGCCGACGACGAUAUAAACCAUGCAAUCAGCAUUUUCAAUGACAAGCUUAG